Messenger RNA from Symbiodinium natans, 903 nucleotides. Lineage: Eukaryota; Dinophyceae; Suessiales; Symbiodiniaceae. The record is from the annotation of a GenBank genome assembly.
AUGCAGAUGAUGCAUGAAGCCAUGCCUCCCGAUCAUCCGCCAAGUCAUCCGCCCCCACAGGCCUCGCAGAGGCCGGCAAAGCGGCGGCGUCUGAAGGGCCUCGACGCCAACAGCCUGGAGAAGCUGUUGCGCGGGCUGCAUCAAUGCCUUAGGAGAAUUGUCGACUCCAUGCCAGAUGGGAGCGGCAAAGAGGCACCUGUCCAUGCUCUGGAGGAGGAGUUCGAGCGGCACUGGAGGCUGCGUUUCGACGCGCGGGCCAUGGGUGAGUCAGGCACUGCCUCCUUCCUGCGGCGCUUUCCUGCGGUUUUCAAAGUCCGCAGCAACGGAAUCGAAGUCAUGGUCACUCCGCUUGAGGACCCCAACUUUGAUGAUGCGGCAGCUGCUGGUUUAGAGCGCACAGCGCCCGAAGACAAGGGCUUCCAGGUGGAUGGCUUUGCCGCCUGUUUCGGAGAACAGGUCAUUGCUGCAAUCGCCAACCUGGUGGCGGAGGAUCGGAAGCCUGGCAGCGUGCCGCUGAACUGCCAAUAUGCGAGCUUCGAGGUGGCGCAGGAGCUGCUCACGAAGCUGAAGGAAGGCGGUGGCCGCGAUCAGGAGCAAAACGAUCUCCUGGCCUCGCUAACGGAGCCAAAGCCGCAGGUGCCAAAGCAGGAGGAGUUUCCGCGAGAAGAUCCGCUAGGACACCUUCCCCCCACCAUGGGCCCGGGCCCCCCAGGACCACCUCCCUUCCCCGGGCCUGGCCCUGGGCCGCCUCCGCCGGGACCUCCCAUGGGCGGUCCCAUGGGUGGUGGUGACUGGAAGGGAAAGGGCGGCUUUGGCAAAGGCGGCAGCAGGAUCUGCCGGCAAUUUCAGUUUGGGCGCUGCACGUGGGGCGAGAACUGCCGUUUCAUCCAUGAGAGGCAGUGA